Alosa alosa (allis shad) is the source of this 3208-nucleotide messenger RNA. RefSeq names its product basic helix-loop-helix family, member e40 (gene bhlhe40). The transcript has 5 exons. Gene Ontology annotation, molecular function: protein dimerization activity; RNA polymerase II cis-regulatory region sequence-specific DNA binding; DNA-binding transcription factor activity, RNA polymerase II-specific. Gene Ontology annotation, biological process: circadian regulation of gene expression; anterior/posterior pattern specification; regulation of neurogenesis. Gene Ontology annotation, cellular component: nucleus. The record is from RefSeq and is a predicted model, not a curated record. Lineage: Eukaryota; Metazoa; Chordata; Actinopteri; Clupeiformes; Clupeidae. The coding region runs from base 430 to 1668 and encodes 412 amino acids.
CUCUGAAGGGCUUGAAAGCGCCGUCCAACACGUGAGGCUCAUGUGACGGAGGUAGGUCAGUUUCUAAGCGAGCGAGAGAGACGUGUCUGUAGUCACAGGGUUUAUUUAACACGUAGUCCAUCCAGUCCACCCACACACACAUUUAACCACGACUGGAGCUACUAAACAGUUCUCGACUACGCCUGGAUCGCGAGUUGACAACAUCGUCCAACCUUCACAUAGUUGCAGGAUAUCUGGAACGUGGAAAAACGUUAAAGCUAUUUUACUACUGGAUUUGUUUUAAAAACAAUUAUUUCAAGGACAUUCGACUUAUGCUUGUUUUUAGCAAAACAAUCAAAGGAGCAAUUUUUAUUUGUUUUUAUCAGAAGUGAAUUUGGGAGAAUUUGUUUUUCGGUUUUAUCACCUUACUUUGGUCUGGCACGGGGUAAAAUGGAAAGGAUUACAAGUGCGCAACCUCCACCAUGUAUGGCAAAACACCCGUCGCUUGAGAUAGCUGACAUGUCUGGAAUGGAUUUUCCAAUGUAUGUGUAUAAGCCUCGGCGAGGUGGAAUGAAACGAGGAGAAGACAGCAAGGAUACUUACAAGUUACCCCAUCGAUUAAUUGAGAAGAAAAGGCGAGAUCGAAUCAAUGAGUGCAUCGCGCAGUUGAAAGACUUGCUGCCAGAACACCUUAAACUAACAACGCUGGGCCAUUUGGAGAAAGCUGUGGUUCUGGAGCUUACUCUCAAACAUGUGAAGGCUAUGAACAGCCUGCUGGAGCAACAGCAACAGAAAAUCAUUUCACUACAGAAUGGCCUGCAAAUCGGAGAGCAGGGAAGUGGCAGCCCGGAGAACAGUGAGGAGAUGUUCCGGUCAGGUUUCCAUCUGUGUGCCAAGGAGGUUCUCCAGUAUCUGGCCAACAAAGAGAACAGCCAAGACAUGACCCCCCUGCACGUGAUGAGGCACCUGCAGAAGGUGUCCUCCGAGCUGCUCCAGGGAGCGGAAAGCCCGCACAGUGAGGAGCCGGCCUUCGAAGCACCCGAGAGCCGGGAAAAGCCAGCCAGCGGCCCCCAGCCCAAAGCCCCCGAAGGCCAUGCCAAGAACUGCGUGCCCGUCAUCCAACGGACUUACACGCACGGCAACGGCGAGCAGAGCGGCAGCGACACAGACACCGACAGCGGAUACGGGGGCGAGCUGGAGAAGCGCGACGCCAAGGCCCACCAGCGGGUGAGCGGCUACUACACCGCCAAGGAGGUCGAGAUGGCCAAGUAUGGCCUGAGCGAACGCGUCAAACAGGAGAGCGACGAGCCCCAGGCCAAGCGGCAGCGCGCCGACUCGUCUGAAGAUGAGUCGCUCUCGGGCCACGAGGCGGUGGCGGGCCACGGCGGCUAUGUCAGCUUCUCACCGCACCAGGCGCCCCUAUGCAUGCCCUUCUACCUCAUCCCGCCCUCCACCGCCGCCGCCUACCUGCCCAUGUUGGACAAAUGCUGGUACCCAGGUGGCAUGCCCGUCUUGUACCCGGGCAUGGGGGGCUCUCCGCCGAGCUUGUCCCCCGAGAAGCUCCCCUCGUCCCUGGUCAUGUCUCCCAGGGUGGGCUCCCCCACAACCCCUCAGACCCCCAUGGACUCUCCCGCCCUCCUCCAAGCUCUGAAGCAAGUGCCCCCCUUGAACUUGGAAACCAAAGACUGAGAACUCACUAUUUCUGUUUUCUAUUGUAUUUUCACUGGCAGCCCGCCCUCUGAAUGUUAAGGUGUCGAGAGCGGAACCUCCCACCGCAGGAAUCCUCCCCAGGAGGGAAGGCAGGGACACAAGCACUCAUAUCUCUCCCUCAGUGACCGCGGCAGCAGCAGCAGCAGCUGUCUGCCCCCAUCAGGCUCUAGCACCACCCUACGAGAGCAGACAGCCGCACACACACACACACACACACACACACACACACACACACACACACACACACACACACACACUAGCCCAGUGGCCACCGCCUCCCACCGGUUUGGGCCUCCCCAAAACCAGAAGGUGCUGAGAUUAAGAGGUGACCGGGAGGCAAAGUGUCCACGCACCCAGAGAGAUGGCCUGCUGUUUUUUUUUUUUUUUUUUUUGCUUUUGCGACACUGUGAAGAAGGUCAAUUUAAGGACAUGAGCACUGUGGUUGAGACUAAUACGGGUCUAGGGAGAGGUCAAUUCUCUUAGCACCUGUAUUGAAUGUUAGAGUUGAAAACCCAGAAUGUGACGCGUAGUCGCCCCCAAAUGAUAAGGACUUGCCCUUUGCACACAAACACAAAAACACACACACACUCAAGCACACACACCCACAUAUGAACAUACCUUUCUGUGUUGAAUGUAUAAAAAAAUGAAAGCAAACCCCCUGUAGAUGCUGCUUUUGAAGUUUCUACGUGCAGUAGACCCGCCUCUGGAAGGUUCUACAUUUUUUCUGUAUCUGUGGCUGCUUAAAAAACUGCAACAGACCGUCCUUUCUAGUCUAGAAUGCAACCAAAUAAGUGUCUGCUUUUGGUUGACCAGAGCUGUCACGACAGCAGAAACACUGCUCCCAUCUCACUCUCUCGCCAGUCACCUUACCCCAAGAAACAUACCCCCGUGAAUCUUGUUUAGAGCAGAGGUCGACGGGGUGGGUGGGGGGGUGUCAUCUUCAGGGCUGGUAACGUGUCACUCGUGUAAAUAGCAGAGUGAUGUGAUCACACAUGCAUUUUAGGUUUUGAGUUUGUAACCCAUUACCAUUGUUGCAAGUAGAUGGAGUCCUUGUGCGGUAAUGUCUUGUAAUUACAUUUUUGUUUAUACUACUUGUACAUCUAUAUUUUUGAUACAUGACUCACAAGAAUUUGUGUUUGCAUCGCGACAAGAGGGAGAUGUAGGCAGCCACUUUGCUGUAUGCCAACAGAACGUGUAUAUAGCAUUGAGCUAGAAGUGAUAUGCAUCACACCAUAUAUUAAUUUCUGGUCAAAUUAAGACAGAUCUUUGGUCAUGCGGUUGCCUUUACUUGUCUAAAGCAGAUAAAAUGACAGAUAUCUAAAUUCUUAAUCCUGGAUUCUAUGGAAGAAUGGAGAGGAAAGUGAAUGUAAUAAAACAAAAUAUUAGUUUUGUAUAGGAAGAGGUACUUUGGGUUUUUAUUUUGGGACCUAACUGAAGGUUGCUCUAUGUAUAUAUUUUGUCUAUAAAGUAUGGUUGACAUUUAAAAAAAGAUAAUAAUAAAGCUUUUUUUCCUGUGGAA